CAAGCCACUCCCUUUUCUCACCAACAAGUCAACACCAGAGUCAACCUCUGAGUCAACACUGCCAAUACUAUAGAUCUAUACUACUGGUUAAUGCCGGAGAAACAUUAGUAUACUAAGCUGUAGUACAGUCUAGUCAUGAGAAGUAUUAAUAGUAAGAUAUUCUUAACAUUUGUUGCAAUUAAUACAUGUGUAAGUUUUGUUCUGAUCUUUCAGUACACAAGUUUUGCUAACAACAGGGGUACACUGAUGAAGAAGUUUUCCUCUUUUGAACUAUUACACCCUCCUAGUAGAACUAUUUCUAAAGAAUCCGAAAAACACUCAGCACCAGUUUUUACUAGCCCAAUUGUGACUGACUUAAUCUCUACAGCUUCCGAGUCUCAGUCAAGCAGUGUGCACGUUUCUCAAUCUGCCAUCCUUAAAGAAGACAGUUCUCCUCACCACAAUUUGACAAAUCAAGACACGGAUCUGGAAUAUCAUAAACUCCCCAAUAUUGAAUCAUCUAGACUGAUCACAACUCGAUGGACCUCACUCAUUGGCAGUGGAAAACAUGAACACCAUUUUUUCUCUGCUUAUUUCGAUGGAAGAUCAUUUACACAACUGCCAAGACCAGCUGUGAAUGUGAUGGGAUAUGUGAACAAAAAUUCAUUGGAACAGACAUUUUAUUGCUUGUUUAGGUACUCGAAUGCUUCCAGCACAUGUUCCACCAAGCCAGCCGUUCAUAGACAUGUACCUGAAUGUUGGCAUGUGGGUCAUGAGGCAACACCCUUUCAAUACUUGUGUGAGGUGGAAAGUGGAAUACCUGUAACAGUGCGAUUGAGUACCUCACAGAAUUGCCAGUUGGAGAUGAGCUCAGCUGAAAUCCAAGUUGGGAACAGAGACGUUGAAAUGAGGGAGAGAGCUCCUCCUAAAAAGUUUGGAAUAUGUAUUGGAGGCCCGUUGAUUCAAGAAGACAAACACUUUUUGGAGGAUGUUAUUGAAUUUGUUGAAAUGAGUAAAGUGAUGGGAGCUGAACAAAUAGUGUUUUAUGUGAAUGAGACUCAAGUGGAUAAAGAAGUGUUAGAAUAUCUGUGGAAAUAUUAUCCAGAAACUGUUAAGACAAUUGGUUGGAGAAAGUUUAAGAAAUCGGAACCAUUACACUAUUACGGACAACAUAUAAUACAGAGCGAUUGUUUCUACAGGUUUAUGUAUGAAGUGGAGUACAUAGCUAUGAUCGAUUUGGACGAGAUGAUUCUACCAAUACAGCAAAACAGUUGGACAGACAUGAUUGACGCUUUCAAGAUCCCAAAAAGUGUAUCUGAAUUCAAGUUUCAAAAUAAUUUCUUCUUGCCUUCCGAAAACACACGGAAAUUACAAAACUGCUCGAACAAACCUGUACCAAAAUACUUCACAAGAACACAACGAAUCACAUGCUUCCCGGGUUAUAGUUACAGAACAAAGCUCAUGUCUCGACCAAGAUUCAUCCUUGAGCCUUGUGUGCAUAGGAACUGUGCGAAGGUAGCUGGUCACGACAAGACCUAUAAUGUUCCUCUAGAACAGGGUAUGCUAGCCCACUAUAGACCAACUAUCCUAGAAGAUUGUCAACAUAAACCAAAGCAUUCUGAUGAACGAGCCAAAAGAUUUGAAAGUCAAGUAGUUAAAGCAAUUUGUACAUAAUAACUGUGUAAACCUGUGUAACAUUAGAUGGAUUGUCAAUUAUAUCAAAAUCAAUAGUUCUCAUAGUGCUGUUGCUAUGAAGU
This is a messenger RNA of Halichondria panicea, 1736 nucleotides long. RefSeq lists its product as uncharacterized. The coding region runs from base 136 to 1653 and encodes 505 amino acids. Lineage: Eukaryota; Metazoa; Porifera; Demospongiae; Suberitida; Halichondriidae. The record is from RefSeq and is a predicted model, not a curated record. The transcript has a single exon. Gene Ontology annotation, molecular function: glycosyltransferase activity. Gene Ontology annotation, cellular component: cytoplasm.